AUGAAGUUCGCCAUUCCGCUUGCCUUAUUGGCGAGCGGCAAUCUCGCCCUGGCUACGCCCGAGCCGGUGCAGCCUCUCAAUCACCAGCUCCACAAGAGAGCGCUUGCCUACUCGGAACCCCAUUAUCCAUCACCAUGGAUGGACUCCAAGGCCAUCGGCUGGGAAGAUGCCUACGAAAAGGCAAAGGCCUUUGUCUCCCAGUUGACCCUGCUCGAAAAGGUCAACCUGACAACCGGUAUCGGUUGGGGUGCUGAGCAAUGCGUAGGCCAGACCGGCGCUAUCCCGCGACUCGGCCUAAAGAGCAUGUGUAUGCAAGAUGCCCCUUUGGCCAUCCGUGGCACCGAUUACAACUCAGUCUUCCCAGCCGGAGUAACAGUCGCCGCUACCUUCGAUCGAGGUCUCAUGUACAGACGCGGAUAUGCUUUGGGCGAAGAAGCCAAGGGAAAGGGAGUCACGGUUCUACUUGGACCUGUUGCUGGUCCCCUCGGCCGCGCCCCUGAAGGCGGCCGUAACUGGGAAGGCUUCUCCCCUGACCCUGUCCUUACCGGUAUCGCCAUGGCUGAGACCGUCAGGGGAACACAAGACGCCGGUGUCGUCGCUUGCGCCAAGCACUUUGUCGGCAACGAACAAGAACAUUUCAGACAGGUUGGGGAGGCCCGGGGCUAUGGCUACAACAUCUCCGAGACUCUAUCCUCCAACAUCGAUGACAAGACCAUGCACGAAUUGUACCUCUGGCCUUUUGUUGAUGCCAUCCGGGCUGGUGUAGGCUCCGUCAUGUGCGUCUACACCCAGGCCAACAACUCGUACGGCUGCCAGAACUCGAAGCUCCUCAACAACCUGCUCAAGCAGGAGAACGGAUUCCAGGGCUUUGUCAUGAGCGAUUGGCAAGCCCAGCACACUGGUGUCGCGAGCGCUGCUGCCGGUCUCGACAUGAGCAUGCCCGGAGACACCGUGUUCAACAGCGGCCGCAGCUACUGGGGAGCCAACCUCACCCUUGCCGUCCUCAACGGAACCCUCCCACAGUGGCGCAUUGACGACAUGGCCAUGCGCAUCAUGGCUGCUUUCUUCAAGGCCGGUCAAACCGUCGAAGACCAAGAGCCCAUCAACUUUUCCUUCUGGACCCUUGACACGUACGGCCCGUUGCACUGGGCCGCCGGAAAGGAUUACCAGCAAAUCAACUGGCACGUUGACGUUCAGGGCGACCACGGCACCCUUAUUAGGGAGAUCGCGGCUCGCGGAACAGUGCUGUUGAAGAACACCGGUUCCCUGCCCCUAGACAAGCCCAAGUUCGUGGCUAUCAUUGGCGAAGACGCUGGACCAAACCCCUUUGGACCGAACUCAUGCCCCGACCGUGGAUGUAACAAUGGUACCCUGGGCAUUGGCUGGGGUUCUGGCACUGGUAACUUCCCUUACCUGGUGACCCCCGACCAAGCCCUGCAGGCUCGCGCUGUUCAGGAUGGAUCUCGGUACGAGAGCAUCUUGAGGAACCAUGCCCCAACAGAGAUCAAGGCUCUGGUUUCCCAGCAGGACGCUACUGCCAUUGUCUUUGUCAACGCCAAUGCCGGCGAAGGUUACAUCAACGUUGAGGGCAAUGAGGGCGACCGCCUGAACCUCACCCUCUGGAAGGAGGGUGACGCGCUGGUCAAGAACGUUUCGAGCUGGUGUAACAACACCAUUGUCGUCAUCCACUCGCCCGGCCCCGUCUUGCUCACGGAAUGGUAUGACAACCCCAACAUCACCGCCAUCCUGUGGGCCGGCAUGCCCGGUCAGGAGAACGGAAACUCCAUUACCGAUGUCUUGUACGGAAGAGUCAACCCAUCCGGCCGCACUCCCUUCACCUGGGGCGCUACACGCGAAAGCUACGGCACCGAUGUUCUCUAUGAGCCGAACAACGGGAACGAAGCUCCUCAGCAAGACUACACCGAAGGCGUCUUCAUCGAUUACCGCCACUUCGACAAGGCCGACGCCCCCGUUCUUUACGAGUUUGGUUACGGAUUGAGCUAUACCACCUUUAAUUACAGCAACCUGAAGAUCGAGAAGCACGAAGUGGGCGAGUACACCCCCACCACGGGCCAGACGGAACAAGCGCCUACCUUUGGCAACUUCUCUGAAAACGUGGAAGACUACGUAUUCCCCUCGGAAGAGUUCCCCUACGUCUACCAGUUCAUCUACCCCUACCUCAACAGCACCGCCAUGUCUUCCUCUAGCGGUGAUGCGGACUACGGCAAGACGGCCGAGGAGUUCUUGCCGCCCAAGGCUAACGACGGGUCGGCGCAGCCAUUGCUUCCCUCAUCCGGCCAUCAUCACCCCGGUGGAAACCCUGCUCUUUAUGACAUCAUGUACACCGUCACGGCGGACAUCACGAACACGGGCAAACUGGCGGGUGAUGAAGUCCCACAGCUGUACCUCAACCUCGGAGGGCCGGAGGAUCCCAAGGUGGUGUUGAGAGGCUUUGACAGACUCAGGGUUGAGCCAGGCGAGAAGGUGCAGUUUAGGGCGGUGCUGACGAGGAGGGACGUGAGCUCGUGGGAUACCGAGAAUCAGGAUUGGGUAAUUACUGAUUUCCCGAAGAAGGUCUUCGUUGGGUCAAGCUCAAGGAAGUUGGAGCUUGAGGAGGUUCUUCCUUGA
Molecule: messenger RNA, 2628 nt
Organism: Sordaria macrospora k-hell
Lineage: Eukaryota; Fungi; Ascomycota; Sordariomycetes; Sordariales; Sordariaceae
Biological process (GO): glucan catabolic process
Molecular function (GO): beta-glucosidase activity
Source: RefSeq, a predicted model, not a curated record